Terrapene triunguis (Three-toed box turtle) is the source of this 3789-nucleotide messenger RNA. Its product is annotated as serine/threonine-protein kinase TAO2-like. The record is from RefSeq and is a predicted model, not a curated record. NCBI's taxonomy places the organism in Eukaryota, Metazoa, Chordata, Testudines, Emydidae. The transcript has 4 exons. The coding region runs from base 57 to 2315 and encodes 752 amino acids.
CCCAGGUGACCCGGCAGAUCCAGGAGCACGAGCAGGACUCGGCGCUGCGGGAGCAGAUGAGCGGCUACAAGCGCAUGCGGCGCCAGCACCAGAAGCAGCUCAUGGCGCUGGAGAACAAGCUGAAGGCGGAGCUGGACGAGCACCAGCUGCGCCUCGACAAGGAGCUGGAGGCCCAUCGCAGCAGCUUCAGCGCCGAGGCCGAGAAGCUGGCCAAGAAGCACCAGGCCAUCUUCGAGAAGGAGGCCAAGGCGGCGCUGGCCGAGGAGAAGAAGUUCCAGCAGCACAUCCUGGGCCAGCAGAAGAAGGAGCUCAGCGGCCUGCUGGAAUCCCAGAAACGCCAGUACAAGCUGCGCAAGGAACAGCUCAAGGAGGAGCUGCAGGAGAACCAGAGCACCCCGAAGCGGGAGAAGCAGGAGUGGCUGCUGCGGCAGAAGGAGAACAUGCAGCACUACCAGGCCGAGGAGGAGGCCAACCUGCUGCGGCGGCAGCGCCAGUACCUGGAGCUCCAGUGCCGCCAGUACAAGCGCAAGAUGCUGCUGGCCCGCCACAACCUGGACCAGGACCUGCUGCGCGAGGACCUGAACAAGAAGCAGACGCAGAAGGACCUGGAAUGCGCCAUGCUGCUGCGGCAGCACGAGUCGACGCAGGAGCUGGAGUUCCGGCACCUGCACACCGUGCAGCGCACCCGCACCGAGCUCACCCGCCUGCAGCACCAGACCGAGCUCAGCAACCAGCUGGAGUACAACAAGCGCCGCGAGCAGGAGCUGCGCCAGAAGCACGCCAUGGAGGUCCGCCAGCAGCCCAAGAGCCUCAAAGUAGGUGCCGCCCGGGUGCCCCGCCCGCGCAGCCUGGGGGGCCCGCAGCCGGACGGACAGGAGGCCGGGCUUCUAGAGCCGGACGGACAGGAGGCCUGGGCUCUAGAGCCGGCCCUGGGGGGCCUCGAGCCGGACGGGCAGGAUAGCUGGGGUUUAGAGCCAGACGGCGAGGAGGCAGGAGUUCUAGAGCCAGACGGUGCGGAGGCCAUGGCUCUAGACCAGGAGAACCUGGGGGUUCUAGAGCCAGAUGAAGAUGAUGUGGUUCUAGAGCGGGAGAGCCUGGGGGCUCUGGAGCCAGACGGCAAGGAGGCUGAGGUUCUAGAGCGGGAGAGCCUGGGGCUUCUCGAGCCAGGCCUCAUGGCCCUGGGGGUUCUCAAGCCGGAUGGCCAGGAGGCUGAUGUUCUAGACCUGGAAGCUCUGGAACCGGACGGGCAGGAGGCAUCCCUAGAUGCUGUCCUGGGGGUGCUAGAGCCAUCCGCCCCCUGCCAUCUCCCCGGUGUGCUGCCCCUGAUCCCAGAGGAGGGGGAGGGGCUGCGGGGCCCAGCCGACGGCUGCCCUGCCCCCGAGGACCCCUAUGCGGAGCCGCGGCGUGGCCGGGAGGAGGGGGCCAGGCCGGCGCCAACCCCCCUGGCCCCCCUGCUGCCCCACGCCGUGUGCGCGGGGCUGGCACUGCUGGUGGCCGCCUACCCCAGCGGGCCGGCGCUGCUGCUGCUGCUGGCGGCGCUGUGGGCCCAGGGCUCGGGCGGCGGGGCCCAGGCGGUGCUGCUGGCUCUGGAGGGGGCGCUGGUGGGGCUGGGCGUCUCCUACGCCCUGCUCCACUCGCUCUUCCUGCUCUCGGGUGCCUCCUUCCUGGCCCUGGCCAAGGGCGCGGGGGCGCUGGGCGUGCUGGGUCUGAGCGCCAGCCGGGGCCGGCUCUACGUGCCCGUUAUCCUGCUGGCCUCCCACCUGCUGGCCUCGCCCUGGCUCUUCCUCCCGCUCUACCUGCUGAUGGCGCUGGCCCGGGGCGCCCUGCGGGGGCUGCCCUGCCGCGCCCGGCGCCUCUGGCUGCGCGUCCUGCUGGGCCUGCCCCUGCCCGCCUUCCGCGCCCUGCAGGGCCUGGGGCUGGUCACCGAGGGCGGCCUCUUCCGCCUCUUCCCCAAGACCAACAAGGGCAACUUCCGCAGCCGGCUGCCCGUGCCCGCCCCCCGCCCCGCCCGCCUGCCCGCCCCGCCCGCCUGGCCCCGCCGCGCCCUGGCCCUGCUGGCCCGCCCCGUGCGUGCCCUCAACCGCCGCCUGCUGCAGCUGGCGCGGGAGGUGAGCGCCCGACUGCCCCCAGCCGCCCUGCACCACCUCAAGGGCCUGCGGGUGCUGCGGGAGGAGCGGCACAGCCGCAUCCCCCGGCUGGCGGGCAGGGGGCGCCGCAGGGCUGGCCCCAUGGCCCGGGGGAGCCGGGCUGCCUCCGGGGGGGCACGCCGCAGCGCCCCUGGGGACCCCCGCGCAGCCCGGCGGCCCUGGAGGUGAGGGCACCAGUCCCUCCACACCUGUUCUGGGCUUGGGAACCAGCCAUGUCCCCGUGCCGCCCAGUGAUUGGCUGGGGUGAGCCACAGACCUGCGACAGUGUGAACAGGCCGUGCCCCUCUUUCUGGUUGGGUGUGGGGGCCGUGAGGGGGGGGUCUCCAUCUGAAUGCGGGGGUGGGGCAGCUCGGGCCUCUCCAAAACCCACAGCAGGAGGUCCUGUGCUACUGGGCUUCUCCGGGCAUCCCAUGCCAGAGCACCCCUAUGGCCCAGCAGGGGGAGAUGUGACCCCGAAGGCAGGUGACCCCAUGGCACAGCGGGGGGAGGACGUGACCCCCCCAUAUCCCAGCCGGGGGAGAUGUGACCCCGAAGGCAGGCUACCCCCCCCAUGUCCCAGCGGGGGCAAUGUGACCUCGAAGGCAGGCGACCACCAUGGCCCAGCUUGGGGGAUGUGACCCCAGUAUCUUGGGGGGCUGUGGUUUGCCAAGGGGACUGAACCCCACUCUGGUUGCUGUGUGUAGGGGGGCAGCGCUGGGGGGUACAGCUGCAGUGUCUGCACCAGAGGAAAGAAUCACCUACUCCUGCCCCACAGGAGCCGGGGGGGUGCAGUGGGGAGGCCCUGGAGGGACGGGCAGCAGUUGGGUGGUUGCAGGGGGAACUGCGGGGGAUGUGACCCUUUCACUGAGGGGUGCUGCUAUCGGGGCCAGCGGCUUGUCUGUCUCUGAGCCGGGGGCCCCAGCCCCCCACAAACGCUAUCCAACCCCCUGGGGGAGGGGCUCCAUUCUCAGCUAGUCUCAGGCCCCACAACACUAUCCGCCCCCUCAGAAAUGGGGGGGGCUCCCAUCCGGCCGCAGGCGCCGGGGGAAGGUGCGUUUCUGCUCCCAGCUCCGAGGGGCGGCCCCAGGUGAUUCUUUCCCCGGUGACGGCUUUGAUUUCAUUUCCCAUCUCUGUAACCCCCACUCCCCUUGGGGAGACGGGAACGUAUUUAUUUGCAGAUGCCUUUACGUUUUGUGUGUGUACAUUUUUUUUUUAUGUAAGUGAUCAAACAUAUUAUUUUUUGUUUGUUUUGGGCUAAAUCUGUGAUAUUUCUUUUUUUAUUUGACUGAAAACAGGAGAAAUAAAAUAAAAAUAAUCACAGAUUUCCCAAAAAUGGGAGAGUCGAAAUCUUCUUUUGUGUUAAAUUAAUUUCUUAUCAAUUGGUUGGGGGAAGGUGAAACCUUUACUUUCCUUCCCAUGGGUUUUGGCAACUCUUGGGUAACACUGAUUUCAUUUGCUGCAGCUUUAGAAAAUCUCAUCGGUAUUUUUGUUGGAGCCUUUAUUUAUCGCAUUGGGAGGAGUGAGUUUGGAAUGAGUUUUCUUCCUGUUUGAGGGCCAAUUAUGAAUAUUUUAUAUUUGCUCCAGUUUGUGAAAUUUGGGAUUAUUUUUUAUUUCUCUUUCUUUAGUAUAUUUAGUCUGAUUUAUCUACUCCUGUUUCUGAGGC